AUGCCUUCAACACUCGUUUUCGCUUCUCUUCUUGUUCACGCCGCUGCGCAAUCGACAAUCCUUUACAUUCCCUUCUAUGUCUUGGAUACCCAGUCAAUCGAUGCGUCGAUCGUAGCUGCGAACCCACCUGCCACUACUAUGCAACUCGCCUGUCCUUCAGGCACAGAUUCGAACGACUGCGGUCUCUUCCCUGACAUGACCCUCGUCUAUGGCCCUUCUACAUACCACUUGGAUAUGGGCGUCGGUGAUGGAAACGCCUUCACAGGUACCGCAGAUUGCUCGAGGGGGGCGAACACAGCACUUUGUACCGAGUUCGCAACGGGCAGUGAAGCGAAUUUCCCGGGCAGCAGUACAACAACGUACGCAAGCGAGGACAUUCUUACUCUCCCUGAGACAGUCGCGAGCGGAGCCGAGAGGCUUUGA
Messenger RNA from Ascochyta rabiei, 423 nucleotides. RefSeq lists its product as uncharacterized. The coding region runs from base 1 to 423 and encodes 140 amino acids. Lineage: Eukaryota; Fungi; Ascomycota; Dothideomycetes; Pleosporales; Didymellaceae. The transcript has a single exon. The record is from RefSeq and is a predicted model, not a curated record.